Messenger RNA from Schistocerca americana (American grasshopper), 1116 nucleotides. RefSeq names its product homeobox protein Nkx-6.2-like. Lineage: Eukaryota; Metazoa; Arthropoda; Insecta; Orthoptera; Acrididae. The coding region runs from base 1 to 1116 and encodes 371 amino acids. Gene Ontology annotation, molecular function: DNA-binding transcription factor activity, RNA polymerase II-specific; RNA polymerase II cis-regulatory region sequence-specific DNA binding. Gene Ontology annotation, cellular component: nucleus. The record is from RefSeq and is a predicted model, not a curated record. The transcript is spliced from 3 exons. Gene Ontology annotation, biological process: cell differentiation; regulation of transcription by RNA polymerase II.
AUGCUCGACUUCAGCAACGGCGGCGCCCACUGCGGCGGGCCCAUCGUACCCUCGCCCUCCGUACUCUCCUUCCUCAACCUCAAUAUGGAGCGGCCCGUGGGCGCGGGCGGCCCCGGGCCCGGGGGCGGCGGGGGCGGCGGCGCGCAGGCCGGCUUCGUGCUGGGCAACCAGCCGCUGGCCGCGCUGCACUCCAUGGCCGAGAUGAAGUCCGCCGCGCUCUUCCACCAUCACCAACAGCAGCACCAGCAACAGCAGCAGCAACAGCAGCCGGCGCCCACGUACGCCGCCCCCAGCCCGAGCCCCGGCAGCGGCAAGGGCAGCCCCAACGGCUCGACGACGAGUGGCAGCGGUGGCGGCAGCAGCGGGGGCGGCGCGGGAGGCAACCCACACGGCAUCGACCACAUCCUGAGCCGGCCGGCGCCGGUGACCGCCGGGGGCGUGGGCGGCGGGCCGGCGCCGCGGUCCGCGGCGGCCUUCGCGGCGGCGGCGGGCAUGGCGGCGGCGGCGGGCAUGGCGGCGGCGUCCUACUUCCACCAUCAGCAGCAGCAGCAGCACCACCACCAGCAGCAGCACCAGCCGCACGUGGCCGCGGCCGCCGCCGCCGCCGCCAAGCACCACCACCCGCUGGCCGAGCUCACGUCGCGCUCCGCCAUCUACUGGCCCGGCCUGCAGGGCCUCGUCAGCAACCCCAUCGCCUGGCGCGAGCGCCUCGCCGCCAUGGGCCCGGCGAGCAUGUCGCUGGUGGACAAGGACGGCAAGAAGAAGCACACGAGGCCCACCUUCAGCGGGCAGCAGAUCUUCGCGCUGGAGAAGACCUUCGAGCAGACCAAGUACCUGGCGGGGCCCGAGCGCGCCAAGCUCGCCUACGCCCUCGGCAUGACCGAGUCUCAGGUCAAGGUGUGGUUCCAGAACCGGCGCACCAAGUGGCGCAAGAAGCACGCGGCCGAGAUGGCGACGGCGAAGCGCAAGCAGGAGGAGGCGGAGGGGCUGGCCGAUGCGGACGCCGACGCCGACGCGUCCGACCGCGACGACGACCUGGGCCGCGCCGCCAGCGCCGCCAAGCGGCUGCGCCGCGAACUCGCCGGCGAGGCCGCCGAGCUGGCGGGCCGCCCCUGA